AUGGCAGUCCUCCAAGAACCGAUCGUCGCAGAGACCACUCUGCUGAAUGGUAACCCCGCCAUCUCAGCGAGCCUGGCGAAUGAAAAACAUGCCACUAUUACACAGGUCAAAGCUGUGGAUGAUGCCAGCGAUGUUCCAUCCAGACCGGCCUUCGAACUGGAGGAGCACCCAAUUGACCAAGUACGACCGAUUUCCGUCGGUAUAAUUGGCGCGGGACUGUCGGGAAUCACGGCGGGAGUGUUGUUGCCAGCCAAGCUGCCUGGCUUAGAUCUGAGGAUCUACGACAAGAACGCGGAUGUGGGAGGAACAUGGUUCGAAAACACUUAUCCUGGCGUAAGAUGCGAUAUCCCCGCGCAUGUUUACCAAUCUGGGUUCGAGCCCAACACGCAGUGGACCGAGGAGUUUGCCCAAGGCCAUGAAAUCCGGGCGUACUGGCAGGGCGUAGCGCGCAAAUACGAUGUCUACAAGUAUCUUCGGCCGCGCCAGAGGGUCCAGAGCGUGGAAUGGGUUCCAGCAGAGGGAAAAUGGCGGGUUACUCUUCAAGAUCUGAACACACAAAAGGUCUACGAGGAGAAGCUCGACGUGGUGAUCAACGCCAUCGGGCAUUUCAAUGCAUGGAAGCUCCCAGACUACGAAGGCAUCCAGGACUAUCAGGGACCGCUCUUCCACUCCUCCAACUGGAACCACAAUGUCGAUCUCACAGGCAAGCGGGUUGCGCUUAUUGGUAACGGAGCAUCGGGUCUACAGGUUCUCCCUUCCAUCCAGCCGAUCGCAGCGCACGUCGACCACUAUGCGCGGAAUCGCACCUGGAUUGCCGAUUCUUUUGGCACGACGGGAGUCCGUCGGCUUGAGCCAAAUCUCUUCUCUCCGGAACAGCUAGAGAGCUUCAAAGACCCAGACGCCUACAUCAAGUACCGCAAGAGUGUCGAGCAGGGCUACUUCUCUCGCUUCGGGGCUGUCUUCAAGGGAUCUUCCGAGAACAAGGAACAGCGUGAGAAAUGGACCCAGCUGAUGCUCCAACGGGUCGUCGACAAACCCGAACUCGGAGAGAAGAUCAUUCCAGACUUCCCUCCCAACUGCCGUCGUCCGACACCUGGUCCAGGAUAUCUGGAAGCUCUGACCAAGGGAAACGUCAGCUACAUCCAAGCUCGAAUCCAGAAAUUCACCUCGAAUGCGAUCAUCACCGAGGAUGGAACCGAACGACAGGUGGAUGUGGUUAUCUGCGCUACCGGAGCCAACAUUGAUCACUCACCCCCCUUCCACAUAAUCUCCGGAGAGAUCGACCUUCAGUCGGCUUGGAAGCACGACGGCCUCUACGGCCAUCCCUAUAACUACCUAGGCGUGGCCACGCCCGGCUUCCCCAACCUCUUCUGGAUCGGAGGACCCCAUUCCACUGGGCAUGGCGGAAGUGUGCCCAACAGCAUCGAGAACCUCGUCACAUAUAUUGCCAAGAUCCUGAGGAAGAUCCGCAGCCAGGGCAUCAAGGCCAUGGCGCCGUCGAGGCAGGCCGCCGAUGACUUUGUCGAGUACUGCGACCGGUUCUAUCCCCGGACGGUAUGGAGCGAGAACUGCAGCUCGUGGUACAACGGCGGUCGCCCCGGAGGACGAAUUCACGGCCUGUUCCCCGGAAGUGCGGCGCAUCUCAACUAUAUCCGUCGCGAUCCGCGGUGGGAGGACUGGGAGUAUAUCUACACCAACCCCAGUGGGAAUCGGUUCGCCUACUUUGGCGACGGAUGGACCAAGAGAGAGAGAGACGAGGAGGCGGAUCUGACGCCACAUCUGAAGAAGCCGGAGACGAUUGAUCUACGGUCGUAUCUGGAGGGAUGGUGGGAUGUGUAG
Messenger RNA from Aspergillus clavatus NRRL 1, 1839 nucleotides. Its product is annotated as flavin-containing monooxygenase. The transcript is spliced from 3 exons. The record is from RefSeq and is a predicted model, not a curated record. NCBI's taxonomy places the organism in Eukaryota, Fungi, Ascomycota, Eurotiomycetes, Eurotiales, Aspergillaceae. Bases 1 to 1839 code for a protein of 612 amino acids. Gene Ontology annotation, molecular function: NADP binding; flavin adenine dinucleotide binding; N,N-dimethylaniline monooxygenase activity.